GUGACAGAACGCAAGAUGUCUUCUAUACAUGCACUCACCAGUUACGUAUUCCUCGUCACCGUAAAUGCUGCGUCCGGAGUGGGCGAACGGGACGGUACAAAAGAUGAAAGGUUCUGUGACAUAGAAUUAAUUUCUGGGAAGACAAAAGUCAAGGCUCAUAGAGUAGUUUUAGCUGCUAGCUGUGAAUAUUUUGAUGCUAUGUUCAAUGUUGGACUUGAAGAAACUCAAAAGGGUCGUGUGUUACUACAUAGUGUACCAUCAGUUAUACUUCCUUUAAUUAUUGAUUUUAUAUACACAGGUGAAAUAACAAUUGACAAAGCAACAGUACAAAACUUAUUGAUAGCUGCUGAUAUGCUACAGUUAAGAGAACUAGUUGUUGGCUGUGGUGAAUUUUUAAAAAGGGAACUUCAUCCAUCAAAUGUGCUUGGUAUAUUUAGAUUUGCAGAAACGCAUAACUGUAAAGAGUUAGCAGAAGAAGCCUUAACUCAUGCGCAAGCACACUGGAAUUUGGUAGCAAAUGGUGAUGAAUUAUUAGAAUUACCAUUGCAGCAACUUAUAACGCUUUUAUCAUCUGAACAACUUAAAGUUGAUAAUGAAGCACAGGUUUUAUACCCAGCUUUGAAGUGGUUAGAGCAUGAGCCUGCAACUAGAAGACGUCAUUGUUUUGAAGUUCUAAGUCAUGUAAGGUUACCAUUGAUUUCCCCGCAAGUAUUGGAUAGCGCUAUAAAAACUGUUCACGACCCGUCCAUAGCAGUUGCCUUAAAAACUGUCCGAGUGGAUAUGAAAUCAGGCCGUGGAGCCCUAGUAUCACUAUCAGCAGAACCCCGUGCCCGCGCUAGGCGUGUCCUUGUAAUAGUAGGCGGGUCAUGUCACGACAACGUACCUCAUCCUGCUGUUACAACAGACAACAUUCUUUUUUCCGCUUUAAAAUUUGAUCUACAUAAACGGGAAUGGGAGGAGCUUGCGCCAAUGGGUAUAGCUCGCAUACAACCAGGUGUUGCCACAUUAGGUGGUCGAGUUUACGCUGUCGGAGGUGAACAGGGAAGCCAAAUAUUAGCUAAUGGAGAAGUUUAUGAUCCACAGCUCGAUACAUGGUCAGAUAUUGCGCCAAUGAAAGAGGCGAGAUGCGAAUUUGGUCUGACGGCUUGGAAGAGCAAUUUGUACGCGUUUGGGGGAUGGGUGGGGUCUGACAUGGGGUCCUCUGUGGAGGUCUAUGACCCGGUUUCUGAUGAAUGGACGCUGGUUGAAAACAUGCCAGAGCCAAGGUUUGGCAUGGGCGUUGUUACUUUUGAAGGUCUGAUAUACGUAGUAGGGGGGUGUACACACACGUGGCGUCAUACACAAGACUUGCUUUGCUAUCACCCGUUGUUACGCAAAUGGCAGACACUGAAGUCCAUGCGACACGCAAGAAGUCAGGCAGCAGCUGUUGUAUUGGAUAACUAUCUCUACGUUAUAGGAGGGAUUGGACCGAGACGCACUGUGCUUGCUUCGGUUGAGAGAUAUAGCUUCGAUGAUGACCGAUGGGAGGAAGUCGGUAGCCUUAAAGAGGCUCGCGCGUGUUGCGUAGCGGGCGCAGCGGAAGGUGUUUUAGUGGUCGCAGGAGGGGACACAGAAACCGAACACCGUGCGUUCUACCAGGAACGAACCACGCUCUCCUCGGUAGAAAUAUAUGAUCCAGUGGAGAAUACCUGGCGAUCUGCCCCUCCGUUGCCCCAUUCUAGGACCGAAGCAGGCGCCGCGCUUCUCUGACAUAUCUUCAAGCCGGAGUACACUGUAUACUACCCGAUACCACAUAAAUUUGACUCUUAUUCCUUUCUUUAUUUCUCGUAGUUAAUUUAAGUGAAUCUUGUAAAGAUACUCCAUAAUAAUGACUGGUUCUGUUUAGGGUUUUUUCUUUACUUGAAACUAUUUUAUCACUUCCAUAAUACAAUGUACUAUUUUUCGUUCUGCUCUUAUACGGCUAGACUUUUCUAUAUUGCCUUUUUGAUGUUUGAUUAUACGUAAAAAGAAGAAUACUUCAUAAGCACACAAGAUAUAAUCCAUGGGAUAAACAAGAAUGUUAACACGAAACUGAUUAAACCACAAUAAUUUUCAUAUAGAUUUUGAAUCUUAGGGAAGCAUUUAUUAUAAAUAUAUAUUUAAUUUAAUUUUUUUUUUGACAAAAUAGAUUCUUUAUCUGUCGUAAGAAUUAUUUUUCAUGCUAUUUGCAUUUAAACAAUGUUUAGUAUGUUAGGUGAUACAAAUUUUUUAUCCGUCAAAAUUCAAAACCUAAUAUAGUUUUAUUGGUUCACAAAAAAUGACGCCUGUGAAACCACAAACUGUUCAAAUUAUAUUUGAUAUAACUUAUGCAAUAACAUAUCACUUACAAGUAUUAUAAAUAUAUUCUGAUGGGGUAAAAUUAAAUCAAUCAGUUUCUCAUAGAAAAAAUAUAUUUGAGAUCUGUUAAAAGCUUGUUUUUUUAUUAGUUUGAAACUGAUAACACCGUUACACUCGCUGGCCGCUUAAGGGAUUAAGCCGCAAAUUACUAAUGUCGCUGGCUUUAAAAAAAUAUAAGUAAUACGUUGAUUAGACAGAGUACCAGAAACAUUCGUACUUAUAUUAAUGGCUUGCUAAAAAGGUUAAAAAUCGUUUUAUAAUACUAUUACGGGCAAUCAAUGAAUAUGUGUGGAAAGAGAACCGUGGCGGUUAUGCGAACUAAAAUAUCGAGUAAUUUUUUUUAUUCACAAAAAAUGUAUGUGUACUUUUUUUAUUGAACAAUAAUACGGAACAAAAAAACAAGAAGAUAAUUUAGCACCACUGCCAACUCAAAUACCACGGUUCUCAUUCCACGAAUUUGCCUAACAUUGAUAACAUUGUUAACCGCACCUUCAUUUUAACACAUUGUGACAAGGUACCAACAAAUUAGCAACUUGCGACAUUAUAUUUUAGUUGUUACAAAUCAUAUAUUUAGUUUCUUGUACAAAUAUUUAGUAUAAACGAAACUAAUGAGAAAUAAAUAUGUAUGUUAAAAUAUUUAAGUAAUUAUCGAUAAAAUACAAUGUUUUUUAUCGAUUUAUACCUACGUUAAGUGAAUUUUACAAUUUGAAUAACCUUUGUGUAUAUACUUAGAAAUUUAUACAUCCUUCCUUUAACUAUGUGAUAUAUUUUAUACAACACGAAUGUAAUAAAUGGAAAAUAAAACCAAGUAUGAUUUCAA
Messenger RNA from Pieris napi, 3196 nucleotides. RefSeq names its product actin-binding protein IPP-like. Gene Ontology annotation, molecular function: protein binding. The record is from RefSeq and is a predicted model, not a curated record. NCBI's taxonomy places the organism in Eukaryota, Metazoa, Arthropoda, Insecta, Lepidoptera, Pieridae.